AUGGCGCAAUCAUUGAAUCAUCUCCAGAGGGGUUAUGUGCCGUUCAGCGGGGAUCCGGUCCGAUUCGAGGGUUGGGUCACGCUGACUCGGUCCCUCAUGUCCGAAGCUGGACUGAGUAGGGUCAUGUCGGGAGCGGAGAUUGCUCCUGCUCCUUUGCCAGCGGGAGCGAUCGACACUCAAAUCGCGGGACACGAGAAAAUUGCCCUAAAGUUCAAGGAAAACAACGGAAAAGUGUAUACGAGACUGCCUCUGGCCACGUCUGAUGGCCCGGAUGGAUACUCCAGCCCUGCUUCGCAAGUGGUACAGCAGCAUGGGCCAGUCGGUGACGAGGAGUAUGGUGAUGGACGAGGCGUGGCGGCCGUGGCGGCCGUGGUGGACGCAGCCGCCGAGGUAAUGGCGGCCGAAUUACAGACGGUUCGACCAGUGGAAGUGGGUCGAACGGCAACAACAACAACAACGGAACCUCCGGAGGAGACAGCGCGGGAAAUGCGCAUGGCGGACGCGGGAAUGAUCGCAGGAGCCGAAACUCUGGAGGUCGUGGUCGGGCUCAGGAUACCGGCCGCAACCGUCAAGGACGUUGCAGAUACUGCCGUGCACAACACGCAAGACUCCACCACGCAGGCUUGGUACACGCGGGUGGAGGCGGCGGACGAUGAGCUUGAAGAUUUCGCCAUCGUCUUCGAUAACGACAAGCAGGAGCUGAACGCCCCUGCUGUGGCGUUGCCGAGGGAGCGCGCUGCUGCUGGUGACCAGGAGCAAGACGCGGCUGCACCGGCGCUGCCGGACGGAGUCGUAAUAUAUGAUCCGCAAGUAUGGGAGUGCGCUGCUGGAGAUGAGCAGACGCACGAUGUGCCCGAGUCGGCGCUGCCGAAUGUGCGCGCCACUGACGACCUGCAGGAAUUCGCGGAGCCUGCGGCAGCGACGGACCUCGAUCUCACUACCCCUCCUGACUCUCCGGCCGAGAAAGUGACAGAGCUGGUAAGGUACACUAGCGUGUUUCAAGUGGACAAGGAGUCGAAGGAUGUUGGUGAUACGACGCUCUACAUAGAUACAGCGGCGUCGAGCCAUAUGGUAGACGCUGAAUCCCGCAUGUCCAAGCGUGUGUUCGACCCAGUGGACUGCGCCGUGCGUAUCAUCGGGUCGUGCGGAACAUCUAGCGCUACCAAGAAAGGCACCCUGAAGUUUGGAAUUCGUAGUGAGCAUGGCAACAUUGUGACGGUGGCACUGGACGUCCUCCUGGUUCGUUAUCUAGGAGCGAAUAUUCUGUCGGUUGGAGCGUUGGCCGAAAAGGGGGUUAAGUGCGAUUUAAUGUCUAUGCCUCCGGCGCUCCGACGCGGCGACCAGGCCUUUCCGAUAUCAAUCGCUGUGCCUCGCAUGUACAUGAUAAACGUCAUCAUUGACGAUCUCAACAUGGACGAUGUAGAAGUGUAUCGCACCAAGGUCGACGCUCACCUGUGGCACCGGAGGAUGGGCCACUGCAAUCCGCGUGCACUGCAGCAGCUGGCGGAAAUGGAUACCACUGGAGUAAAGCUCCAUCACAACAUCGAGUCAGGUGACUGCAGCGUAUGCGCGGUCGGGGAUAGCAAGAAGGGCAGUCACCCUCCAUCUGAUCACCCCCACUCUGAAACCCGGCUAGAGAUUAUGUGCGCCGACGUGUGGGGGAAGCACCCCAUCAAGUCGUUUGGGGGCUGCCAGAGUACCGUGAUGUUCACUGACGUGUUUUCUCGCAUGAGGUUCGGCUUCCCAAUCACGACAAAAGACGAAACGGCGGAGUCUCUCCACAAAUUUGUCCGGGAGGUAGCCGACCCGAUCGGGCAAAGCAUCGGCACGAUGCACUGCGAUGGUGCAGGAGAAUUCCAGGGCAGAUUCCUGGAGCUGUGCAAGUCCCUCGGAAUUACGGUCAAAACUAGCGCUCCAUACACUCCACAGCAGAACUCCAUCGCAGAACGUGGAUUUGGCACCAUCAUCGGAACUACUCGCAAACUAAUGCUGGGCGCACCGCACCUUCCCAGCGAGCUGUGGGCUGAAGCAUUCCAGACCGCCAUCUAUCUCAAGAAUCGCACACCAACUGAAGUCCUGGGCGGCAAAUCCCCACUCGAGGUAUGGGAGGGUAAGCCGCUAGGUAAUCUGCUGCACAUUCACGAAUGGGGUUCGAUGGCCUUCAAACACGAGGAAGCGCGUUUCCGUCCCAACAAGCUUGCGGCCAGGGCCAAGAAGAUGUAUAUGGUAGGCUAUAAUACCAAGGGUAGGUCGUACAGACUGUGGGAUCCUGCGGAGCCUUCUAAAAUCACCAACUCUGCCGAAGUAUCCUUCCGUGAAAAGGAGAUGCGCGACGUGGUUAAACCCAAAGUAGGGCGCGAUCCGUUUCCUGUGCCAAACACGACAAUCUACCAGCCUGGUAUGGCAGAAUCUAACGAAGAAGAAACUAACGACGAUAGCGAUGAAGAAGAAGACCAAAGUACUGCAGAGUCGACACCAUCUGUUCCAGAACCACGACGGAGCGCCAGGGCAUCUGCACCGCCGCAAAGGUUGAAUCUAUUUACGGUGACCUCGGAGGAGGAUGCUUAUCAGCAGGUGGAACAAGCUCUUCUGACAGGGGGUGUACUCGGAAACGUCGGGACGGGCAACCCUGGAGAAAUAGGUUACAGGCCUCCCGACCCGACCAACUACGACGACGCAACACGUGGACCAGAUGCUGACCACUGGAGGGAGAGUAUGCGCGAAGAAAAUCGUUCGCUCACGGAACUCGACGUAUACGAUUGGGUGAAACGGCCGGCGGACGGUGAUAUACUUCCGUCAAGAUACCUAUACAAACGGAAGUACGCAGCAGACGGAGAACUAGCUCGACUGAAGAGUCGUAUCGUGGUCCAAGGCUUCCAUCAAGAAGACACGGGGGAAGACAAGGCAUCAUCAGUGGCGACAUUGGAGGCGGUACAUCUAGUAGUCGCCGUCGCUGCUCAGAAUGGCUUUGUUCUAAAACAGGCUGACAUCAAGACAGCGUUCCUACAUGCCAGGAUCCCCGCUAACGCAGACCCGAUUUAUGUUUGUCCUCCGAAAGGUUUCGAAUGCUCUCCAGAACAAGCACGGCAGGUGUGGGGGCUAAAGGCAUGGCUCUACGGAUUUCGUCUCUCCCCGAAAGGCUGGUGCAGCACCUUUCACGACUUCCUGAUUGAGAAAGGGUUCGUACAGAGUAAAGCAGACCCCUGUCUCUACAUUCUCGAAGCGGAAGGAGUUAUCCUUCUCGUGUACGUUGACGACAUCCUGCUGUCGGGGAAGGACGAGGAGAAGGUCAUGAUGGUCGUUGAUCUGCUGAAGGAACGGUUCAACACGGUGUUCUUGGGGGAUGCUCAGCACCUGCUUGGUAUGAAGCUUGAGAGGAACGUCGACGCCGGUACCAUAUUCCUUUCUCAAGAGACGUACGCAAAGACCGUGCUCGACCAGUUCGGAAUGGCCGAAUCGCGCCCGGUGAAGACACCGGCGGAACCUGGACCUAUCAGCAUCGAGGAGGAGAAGGUUUUAUCUCCAGAGGACACCAAAUACUACCGGUCCGCCACGGGUAGCCUUCUGUAUCUCAGCAGGGGCUCAAGACCGGACAUAACACACUCGGUGAUGGUGCUCGCGAAGAGUAUGGCGAAGCCAGGUCCCAGAGCGAUGACAAAGCUGAAGCGGGUACUCCGGUAUCUAAAAGGAACGACCUCUAUCGGAAUCACAUACACCGAAGACGCCGACGGCGGAGAUAAACUCACGGCGUACGUGGACUCUGAUUUUGCAGGUGACCAAGACAAAGGCUACUCCACAACCGGUGCCGUUCUCUAUCUCGCAGGUGCCCCAGUGGACUGGAUAUCCAAGAAGCAAACGGUGCUGGCCAUCUCAACGUUCGAGGCUGAAGCCGUUGCCCUGUCCAAGGCGUGCACUAUUGUCAUCCACUUUCGUAAUUUGCUGAAGUCGCUGAACAUGAAGCAGGAGCAGCCCACGGUAGUGUUUGAGGACAACACAGGCGCUAUAGCGUUUGCUAAGGGCGCCAAACUCACGCCCCGUACUAAACAUAUCGACGUCAAGUAUCACCACGUUCGGUACUUAGAGGAAAAGAAAAUCAUCGACGUCAAGUACAUCGAGACUAACUUGCAGAAGGCUGACAUCCUGACUAAAAGCCAGGGAGCUGUGAAGUUCCUCCAGAACCGCCUUCUCUUGCUUGGAGUGUAAACACCUCCCCAUUACCGAAAUCAGACAUUAUGUCUCAAGGGUUGGAUGGUGCAUGGAAUAUUAUUGUAGAAUAACAAACGUUGGAAAGUAGAAGAACAUUUCGAUGCAAUCAAUGAGUACAUAUUUAGGAGUUGGUUCGAGAGCAUGCACUCACGUCGAUAGCACAUUUGUCGAGAGGACACUGGUAUUGUUUCGAGAGGACAUUGAGAUUGAGAGAAUUUCGUGUCUCAUGUAUCAGAGCUGGAAUGACGUAGCUCUUGAGAGGACAUGUUGGGAGAAUUGUGGGCAAGAACAGACUCUAUUCUACUGCAGGGUUUGGUGCAGUAUGGUGAAGGCGUGUAUCGAAGUCUGUCACCGUCAGGUGGUAAGGAAGUGGGAACAGGGGGUGGCAGUGUCGGGGGUCUGGGGGAACAUGGGCUUGAGUGGGGGGUGUCUCAGAAAGAGCAACACGGCGGGUGUUUCUCUCUUGGUGUGACCGGUGGCAGUAUCGAUCAGCAAUGCCGCAAAGACGUUUGUGCGCCGAAAUAUGGGUGCGACAGCUUUAACCUAACCACUUCGGUGAAAAGCGGAUUUCUGUUCGAUACGGUGUCGGGAGUGCCGAGGGGGGAGGGCUUGGCCCUUGUGGUUGCAGGUGGCAAGGAAGUGGGAACAGGGGGUGGCAGUGUCGGGGGUCUGGGGGAACAUGGGCUUGAGUGGGGGGUGCCUCAGAAAGAUCAAGACGGCGGGUGUUUCUCUCUUGGUGUGACCGGUGGCAGUAUCGAUCAGCAAUGCCCCACAGACUUUUGCGCGCCGAAACAUGCGUGCGACAGCUUUAACCUAUCCACUUCGGUGGAAAGCGGAUUUCUGUUCGAUACGGUGUCAGGGGUACCAGGGAAGACGGGGCCGAGUUUUGUUUGAUUUCGGGUGGAUGAGGUUGGGGUUUUGGUCGUUUUUCUCCAUCUAAGGUUCGUGCCUAGAGUUCAGCUGUAGUGUUUCAACCGAAGUUUUGUUGACUCAGAGGCAAACAUUCCUAGCUAUUGGGCAUCGAGUUAAUUUGGCUUGGCAUGACGGCCUUUACGAUCGACUUUUUAUGUGUGUCUGCAUUUAUCUGCAAUUGUUGGAGGGCAAACAAAAUAAUAA
Molecule: messenger RNA, 5322 nt
Organism: Ectocarpus sp. CCAP 1310/34
Lineage: Eukaryota; Phaeophyceae; Ectocarpales; Ectocarpaceae
Source: the annotation of a GenBank genome assembly